Mesoplodon densirostris (Blainville's beaked whale) is the source of this 798-nucleotide messenger RNA. RefSeq lists its product as uncharacterized. The transcript has 8 exons. NCBI's taxonomy places the organism in Eukaryota, Metazoa, Chordata, Mammalia, Artiodactyla, Ziphiidae. The record is from RefSeq and is a predicted model, not a curated record. Bases 1 to 798 code for a protein of 265 amino acids.
AUGGCGCUGUGGGGUCUCCGCGGGGAGGGCGGGGGCGCCCAGCCAGGAUGGGCGGGGAGCACCUGUGGUAUCACGAUGCUGCCUCUCAGCACCGUCGAGGGCCAGGAAACGGAGGAGGUGCAGACCAAGCCGCCGGAGAAAGGAGGGAGCACCUGUGGUAUCACGAUGCUGCCUCUCAGCACCGUCGAGGGCCAGGAAACGGAGGAGGUGCAGACCAAGCCGCCGGAGAAAGGAGUCCUGCUUUCUGAGAACCCUGAUGAUCCACCAAAGAAGCCCAUCAGAAUGAAGGGAACAAUGUUAUUCAGAGUCCUGCCGUUCUGUCCUGUGAUUCCCUGGACAUCUUCGGAGCUAGCGCUACCCGGGCGCCAAGGACAAGCACUGAGCAAGCCCGCCCGCUCCUGCCCAGCGGCCCAGACAGAACCCGGGUCCGGAGGGAGCACCUGUGGUAUCACGAUGCUGCCUCUCAGCACCGUCGAGGGCCAGGAAACGGAGGAGGUGCAGACCAAGCCGCCGGAGAAAGGAGCCCUGCUUCCUGAGAACCCUGGUGAGCCGCGGAAGAAGUCCACUGGUAUGAAGGGACGACUGUCAUUCAGAGUCCUGCCGAUCUGUCCCAUGCCAAGUGUUUGCUUCACCUAUUACUUGGAACCGGAUGACUCUGACUCUGAUUCCCAAUUUCCUCCUGAACCUUCGAAACCUGACCCAAAUUGCACCUUUGUUCCUCUGCCUGUGUUAGAGUUUCGUGAGAUCAAGGUGUGUGAAUGUCCCCUGUGCUGUCUCAGCUUUGUCACUGCUUCCUAA